Molecule: messenger RNA, 3357 nt
Organism: Closterium sp. NIES-65
Lineage: Eukaryota; Viridiplantae; Streptophyta; Zygnematophyceae; Desmidiales; Closteriaceae
Source: the annotation of a GenBank genome assembly
AUGAAUUUCUCGCACGACAAGUUCGACGCGGAGAAGUAUGUGGACGACCAGAUGCAGAUCAUGGACGAGCGGGGCGUGCGGCUGCUGGUGGGGGACCUGGCGGACUACCGGCGGGUGUCGGCGGACGAGAUGCGCAAGAGCGUGUUCGCCAACUACACGGCGUUCAUCGGCACGUCCAAGGAGAUCGCGGAGCUGGAAGUCGAGCUGCAGCAGAUGAAGAACCUCCUGUCCGUGCAGACCGCACUCAUCCACUCCCUCGCCGCGGAUAGCAUGAACAAUGAUAACAGUAAUAGCGCUUCCGCGGGUGGGGGUGGUGGGGGUUCGACUCCUGCGUCUACCACUUCGUCGGUUACCACCGCUGGUACUUCGUCUACCUUCGCCGGUGCUUCGUCAUACGCGUCCUCGUUAGCCACCCCGCAGCAGGACGAGGAAGAGGACGAGCGGAUUUGGAGCGUGGAGGUCCCCGAGCCCACCGAGAUUGAGAAAUAUGCGGAGGCGCUCCCGGAUAUACUGGAUAUUCUUAUAGCGGAGCGGAAGGUCGACCGCGCUAUAGAGCUGCUGGAGCAAGGGCAGCAGAUUGUGCAGCUGGCGCUGGCGACAGCAGGGGACGGGGCGGGCGGGGGCGCAGGCGGGGGGAAAGGGGGCGGGGGGCACGGUGGGGGCGGGGAGGACGAGGAGAUCCUGAGCGCGGACGCGGCGAACGCGCUGGCGGCGGCGAUCGCGGAGAGGCGCGCGUGGCUGAUGGCACAGCUGGAGGAGACGGCGCAGCAGGCGGCUGUGCGCGGGCAGGAGCUGCGGCAGGCCGUGGGCGCGCUGUACCGCCUGGGGGAGACCGAGCGCGCGCACCAGCUGCUGCUGGGCGCGUACGGGGAGCGGAUUAGGAGCGGAUCCCGCCUGCUGCGCCCCCGCGGGACCAGCUUUGGCGGCGCGUACACUGCUGCCCUGGCGCAGGUGAGUGCGUGGGGAGAGGGAGCGUGGGAAGGGGGAGGCCGUGGUGGAGGGAAGGGCGUGGUGGAGGGGAGGGCGUGGUGGUGGGAACACGGGGCUGGUGUUCUCGCCCCAGACCCCAUUUCCGCUCUCCCCCAACCCCCCAAUCCCUCCCUCCCCCCACUACCCCCCCAGCUGGUGUUUUCGGCCAUCUCCCAGGCGGCCACUGACUCGGCGCGCAUAUUCGCGUCGGACCCAGCAUGCGCGGCGGACCUGCUGCUGUGGGCGCAGAGGGAGACGGAGUUCUGUGUGUCGCUGCUCAAGCGCCACGUGCUCUCGUCUGCUGCUGCUGCCGGCGGGCUGCAUGCCGCUGCUGAAUGCGUGCGCAUCGCUCUUGGUCACUGCAGACUAUUGGAAGAGCAGGGUCUGACCCUGUCUCCAGUGCUCUCCAAGCUGGUGCGCCCCAGUGUGGAGGAGGCGUUGGAGUUCAACAUCAUCCGCAUAGAGGACUCGGUGGCCACCAUGGUGGCCGUGGACGACUGGGUGCUGCUGCCUCUGCCCCACGGCGCUGCUGCCACGGGCAGGGUGCGAGCGCUGCAGCAGACGCUGGGGCCGGGGUUGAUGCACCUGAGGCUGUCCAGCAGCGGCCAGAGGUUCUACCUGUUGCUCGUGGAUCUGGUGGAGGACAUAUUACCAGUGAUCAGCCUGCAGCUGUUUGGUCGCAUUCUCGACCGCCUGGCAUCCCUCUUCGAGUCCUACGUCGCCCUCCUGCAAAAGGCCCUCCCCUCGCCCUCCGACGACGAUGAGGAGGAGGACGAGGGGAACGGGGGGGAAGGAGGCAAGGGCGGGGAGAAGGGAGGGGAGAAGGAGAACGGGGAGGAGCCGUGGCAGGACGGCAGUGUGCGGACGGCGGAGGACGAGCAGCAGCAGCUGGCGCUGCUGGGGAAUGCGUCGGCUCUCGCGGAUGAUCUGCUGCCGAGGCUGGCUCAGCGGCUCACGCUGGCUGCUGGGGAGGAAGGCGGCGGGGGCGGGGGGCGAGGGGGGAGGAAGCAGGGCGGGGCGGAUCCAGACAGGAGGCUGUCUGCUGGCGGACGCAACGCGGCAGAGCACAAGGAGUGGCGGAGGCGGCUACAGAAGGCGGUGGACAAGCUGAGGGACGUGCUGUGCUCGUGCCUCGUGGCGGAGUUCAUGUACGGCCACGACGGCCAGCCCAUCCUCACUGCGCACCAGUACCUGCACAUGGACGCCAAGAUGCGCCCCACCCAGUGGGCUCUCAAGCCCCUGCCCUCGCCUCCCUUCCAGGCGCUGUACAUGGCACUGCACUCCAUCCAUUCCACCGCCACGUACGUGCUGGGAGGGCGCGACCGCGUGGUCACUCUGCUACUCAUGCGCCUCGCAGAGUGGCUGAUGAUGGGCCUCAUGGUCUACAGCUCCUUCUGGGACGAGCUGGAGAACGCUGAAUACGCUCUCGGCCCCACGGGCCUGCAGCAGCUGGUGUUUGACAUGUAUUUCGUGAUGCAGGUGGCCAAGGCAGGCAAGUACUCCUCCCGGGCCAUGCGCAAGGUGGCAGAGGACAGCGCCACCAAGGCCAUCGUAUUGUUCACAGAUCAAACGGGAGGGGAUCCCAACAGUCUCCUGCAGGAGGACUGGUGGUACGAGCACAAGUGUGUGGAGGCAAUAGAGGAGCUCGCAGCAGCAGCCAGCCCAGCAGCGUCCCCGUCAGACUCGCCCAGCCGCCACCGCCGCUCCUUCUCCCAAGAGGACCCUGAUGACCCACUCGCCGCCGCCUCCUCUGCCGCUCCUGCUGCUGCCAGUCCUGCUGCUCCUGCUGGUGCUGGUGCUGCUGGUGGUUCUACAACUGCUGCUGCCUUGUCUCCAACAAUACCAGCUCUGCAGCAGCAGGGGGAUGCGGGGUUAUCCCAACAGCAGCAGGGUCCGGGGAGAAGUGGGUUGGAUGAGGAGAGGAGAUCAGCAGCAAAGGGACAGUAUGAUAUGUAUGAUGAUGAUGGGGGGGGUAGGAGUGCAAGACCAGGGGGGAGGGGAGCUGCGAGUCGGAGCCCUACGAGUGAAUCAGCAGGAAGGGGGGCGCGGAACAGAGGGUUUUCAGAUGAUGAUUAUGGGAGUGGUGGCGGCAGGAGUGAGUAUUCGAGCCGAGAUAGGGGGGAUGGGAGGGAGUACGGGAGGGAUUAUGGGAGGGAGAGGGAUAGUGGCGGGAGCAGGGAAUAUGGGAGGGAGAGGGAUGGUGCAGGCGGGUGGGAAUAUGGGAGGGAUGGCGGAGGGAGGGAUUAUAGGGAGAGUGGUGGGAGAGAUUAUGGGAGGGAGAGAGAUGGAUCGUAUCGAGACAGAGAUGUAUCGUAUAGGGAGAGAGAUAGGGAUGGGUAUGGGCGGGAUGAGAGAGGUUACGGGGGACGACAACCGCAGAGGCGAUGA